Messenger RNA from Porites lobata, 921 nucleotides. The record is from the annotation of a GenBank genome assembly. NCBI's taxonomy places the organism in Eukaryota, Metazoa, Cnidaria, Anthozoa, Scleractinia, Poritidae.
AUGGAACUUCCAGAUGGUAUUACUGGAGUAAAACCAGAUCCCGCGACCUGUCUCAAUGCAAAAUUUACUUUUACUCAACCCAUUCAUGUAGUAGAUGGAUUGCUGUAUCUUUGCUCCACGUUUAGUUGGCACUUUGUGAAUUUAAAUGAAGCCUUUGACAAAGCGAUUCAUCAACCCUAUGAAACCUCAAAAACAGCUUUGAAUGUGUUCAAACCCUGGAUGACUAACUUUAAAUUAUGGAAUAUGGAUCUUGGACUCGACUUGGGUGAUAAGUUUGUCGACCUGCCUGUAUCUCCCCAUUAUUGGAAACCCACGACUCUGAGAGUGACUUUGUUAAGAGGGGUACAAAUUGUGGAUGGUGUAUCUCACGGAAAAUACGCUGGGAAACUGCAGAUUGAUAUGAGUUUGUUAACGCAAAACAACAGUUACACUCUGGCUUUAGAAUGGUAUCAAAAAGAUGCUUGGCUAUUUAAUCGUUCUAACUUAAAUGUAGAUGGUUCAGGUUUAAAAGUCGACUACUUGUCCAUUCAAAAACAUACUCAUGAGCAGAACAAAACACAUUUGCUCUAUUAUCACAAUCUUACUAUUCAAUUCACUAAAACUUCAAGUAGUAAUGCUACAUUAAACAUCGAGUUUGACAUAGGGUUUCCACUGCCAGCGAAAUACCCUUUUAGCUUGAAAGACAACACUUUUUUAGUGCUGUAUGGUGUGGAUGGACAUGUAGAACAGGUACCAGAUGUGUAUGACGAUCACCCCGUCAUUCCCUCUUCACAUGCUACCACUGAAACCAUUACUACCAGUGAGGGUCCAAAAAAAGCUUCCACACUUCCUAAAUCUCAUGGAACGGACAAUUUAUGCCCUCUGUUUUUGUCUUGCAAUUUAACCAAAAGCAUUGAUGGAAACAAAACCAUCAUGAAGUCU